CAUGUCAACAAUGACGUUUCCUGCUUAGAGAUUAAAUCAAACAUUCAACCUUUCUUUACAGUCCCUUUUUCUCUGGACCAAUUCUCAAUUUGCUUAUAUUGGUGCAGCCCUUGGAACAGGGCUAGAUCUAGAUCUACUGCUGCGCGAGGAAAUUCAAGAGUGUUCAGUUGCUCUUUUUGGGAGGUUAAUUUAAAAAGACGAACGUUUCAUGGAACAUCGUGUAUGAAUAGAUCAAAAACUCCAAUCUAAUGAAUUGUGCAGUAGAAUUUGAGUUAUUUAUUGUCAUGUGCAUUUUUCUUGUUCAAUGCACUUGUCAGUCGUGUCCAGCAUCGCCUGGUAGGACCGUUGUGCAGAAAGUUUUCUUUUCGUCUCAGGAAAAUCCCAAUAAAGCCUAUCACAUGAACAAGUGUCGGAAAUAUGGCGGGACGAUGGCGAAGAUCCAGACGCUUGAGGAUGAGAUGGGGGUCAAGAAAUUGCUGACCGGAGAAGAGAACUUGGAGCAGCUAGGCAUUGAUUAUGUCAUGAUAGGCGGGUUGGCAGACUCAAGGGCGAUGAAUAUAUUUCGUUGGGAGAAUGGGCCGCUUGUCGGUAAUUCCGAGCGCCCGAUUUGGAAAAAGCCAGAGCCUAACAGGAACCAUGAGAAUUGUCUGUCUGUUCCAACCAACUCGAACAUGUCCUACGCGGACUUUCCUUGCGGUUUUGAAAGUCAUGGGGUAUGUGAAGCUUUUCCGCAGUUGUCGAAAGAGCACUUGGCCUGUGAGGACACGCUCUGCAUAUGCCCCGGAAUGGAAAUGGCUUGCAAAUGCAGGGAUAGCUGCGUCAGGGCUUACGUUGCCGACAUCUGUGACUACUCCCCUUGUCGGUUCGACAGGUACGGCUCGUCCUGUGAGUUCCAGUGCCGGUGCAAGGACAAGCGUGCCUGUGAUAUGGUCAGCGGUAAGUGUCCGGCGGGCUGCCAGUACGGCUGGAAGGGCGAGUCUUGCAACCAGACGGCCUGUCCGCUGAACCGGUUCGGCGGUUUCUGCGAGGGCUUCUGUUACUGCAGGCAGGGCGAUCAGUGCAACAUCACCAACGGCGACUGCUACAACGGCUGCGAGGAAUACGCGUACGGGCCCAGCUGUGAGAACUCGGGCUGUAAAGUCGGGAAAUACGGGCCCCAAUGUACGAAAGACUGCUCUUACUGCGGCUCGAAGGUUCCAUGUUCCAGGGAUAAAGGCGUCUGCAGUACGAGAAAGUGUCCGGGAAAGUACAGGGGAGGGCCUUUUUGCAUGGACAUCUUCUGUCCUGUAGGGCUUUUUGGCAGCAACUGUACCCAGAAGUGUCGAUGUUCGAAACAGUCGCCGUGCGAUAUCAACACGGGCAAAUGUCUCUUUGAAGAAGUGCCUAAGGAGCUGCUACCCGAGAACGCUUGCCCGGAAGGCCUUUGGGGAAACAACUGCAACAUAACCUGCAUGGACAAAAGCUGCCAAGGCUGUCUCAAGACCAACGGCGGGUAUUGUAUGAAGUGCCGGGACGGCUACUAUCUGACAGCCACGAAGGACUGUGAAAUGAAUAAAAAAGAUUCCUUCGUCCUGAUGAUUCUGGUGGUCAUUCUGUGCCUGUUGCUUCUGAUCCUCUUGGCUCUGAUCCCUUUGCUCCUCAAACG
This is a messenger RNA of Aplysia californica (California sea hare), 1645 nucleotides long. RefSeq names its product multiple epidermal growth factor-like domains protein 10. NCBI's taxonomy places the organism in Eukaryota, Metazoa, Mollusca, Gastropoda, Aplysiida, Aplysiidae. The record is from RefSeq and is a predicted model, not a curated record. Gene Ontology annotation, molecular function: scavenger receptor activity.